Molecule: messenger RNA, 653 nt
Organism: Racocetra fulgida
Lineage: Eukaryota; Fungi; Glomeromycota; Glomeromycetes; Diversisporales; Gigasporaceae
Source: the annotation of a GenBank genome assembly
CUCUUCGAAUAAGACCUUUAACUCCAGAAGACUUAAUUAACAUACCAGCACGAUUUCAACGUAAUGUUCUCUCCACUGCGGCGUACGCUCCAAACCAAGUCACGGUACGACAUGAGACAAAACAAAACUUUACAUUUGACCAUGUUUUUGGUCAAGAAUGUAGCCAAAAAGAAGUAUACGAACAUAAGGAAAGUCGGAAAAUUAGAUUGGUAGUUUUGGGAAAAGAAUUGGCUCUAAGGAUUGGGCGUAUUGGGUCAGGAUUGGAAGGUUUGAUAAGCAUUGGGGCCGACGAUGGGCAACUUGAUUCGGAACCUUUCGCUAUUCGAACUGGAAGAUUCUGGCUUGUACUUUGUACGUCCAGUAAAACUCAUACAAUGGGAACAUCUAAUGACUUUACUUCACCCCCAGAAUCAAUGGGUAUAAUUCCACGUGCAAUGACCUCCCUUUUCUCUGCGAUAAAUUCGGUUCAAUAUAAACAACGUAAAUUCUCGAUGAGAGUAUCCUUUGUGGAAUUUUAUAAUGAAGAUCUUAUUGACCUACUUUCUGAAGGUAGUGAAGAGGAUAAACCACAACUCUUGAUUAGAGAAGAUCCCAGCGGAAGUAUAUCAUUAAGUGGAUUACAAGAAAUUAAAGUUAAUAGUGUCACUGCCGAC